Messenger RNA from Clupea harengus (Atlantic herring), 2436 nucleotides. RefSeq names its product protein NLRC3-like. Gene Ontology annotation, molecular function: D-glucose:sodium symporter activity. Lineage: Eukaryota; Metazoa; Chordata; Actinopteri; Clupeiformes; Clupeidae. The transcript has 5 exons. Gene Ontology annotation, biological process: transmembrane transport. The coding region runs from base 145 to 2436 and encodes 763 amino acids. Gene Ontology annotation, cellular component: plasma membrane. The record is from RefSeq and is a predicted model, not a curated record.
UAAAUACACCUACUUUGUGUCCUAUGGUCAGUGUGUGUUCAUCAUGAAUCAGCAGUAUGGGUUCAGUCAUGGAUUAUAUAGUCUAACAACUCCACACUGUGUUUUAAUCCCAGGUCAGACUCACCCGUCUCUGCCAGUGAGUUCAUGGUGCCUCCAUCAGACGUCAGAAGACUGGGAGACUCUUCUUCUGGACAUUUCCAACUUGGUCCAACAAAUUCAGAAAUGCGUAAAAUUCACAAGUCUCAUCUGCAGAAAAAGUUUCAGCGUCUGAUUGAGGGCGUACCAAAUCAGGGAGACGCCAGACUCCUCCAUGAGAUCUACACAGAGCUCUACAUCACAGAGGGGGGAAGAGGAUACGUCAAUGAUGAACAUGAGGUCAGACAGAUAGAGAGAGCAUCCUGGAUAGAAGCAGAACAAGGCAGACCAAUCAAAUGCAGUGACAUCUUUAUACCCUUAUCUGGACAAUACAAACCCAUCAGAGUGCUGACAAAGGGAGUGGCUGGCAUUGGAAAAACCGUCUCUGUGCAGAAGUUCAUUCUGGACUGGGCCGAAGGAAAAGCCAAUCAGGAUGUCCACUUCAUAUUUCCUCUUCUUUUCCGAGAGCUGAACCUGAUGAGGGAAAAUAAACUCAGUCUGGUGGAUCUUAUUCAGCACUUAAUCCCUGGAAUGAAAGAUCCAACAGUCUUCAGCAGUUCACUGAACAGAGUCAUGUUUAUCUUGGAUGGUCUGGAUGAGUGUCGACUUCCUCUAGAAUUCGACUCCAACCCGAGGUGUUGUGAUGUAACAGAGCCAGCCCCAGUGGACGUGCUACUGACAAACCUCAUCAAGGGGAAUAUGCUUCCCUCUGCUCUCCUCUGGAUCACCACCCGACCAGCAGCAGCCAAUCAGAUCCCUCCAAAGUGUGUGGACCAGGUGUCAGAAAUAAGGGGAUUCAAAGACCCACAGAAAGAGGAGUACUUCAGGAAGAGAAUCAGUGAUGAGAACCUGGCCAGCAGAACCAUCACACACCUGAAGUCAUCCAGGAGCCUCUACAUCAUGUGCCACAUUCCGAUCUUCUGCUGGAUUUCAGCCAUUGUUGCAGAGAGAACUUCAGAUGAAUCAGAGAAAGUAGGAAUGCCAAGGACUUUGACUCAGAUGUACACACACUUCCUGAUCAUUCAGACAAGCAGCAAAAAAGAAAAGUACACGGAGAUAAAAGUAACAGAUGAAGAGAUGAUUUUGAAACUGGGGAAACUGGCUUUCCAACAGCUGGAGAGGGGCAAUCUGAUCUUCUAUGAGGAAGACGUGAGAGAGUGUGGAAUUGAUGUCACAGAAGCAUCAGUGUACUCAGGAGUGUGUACUCAGAUCUUCAAAGAGGAGACUGGGCUGAACCAGGUGAAGGUCUUCAGCUUUGUGCAUCUAAGCAUUCAGGAGUUUCUUGCAGCUUUAUAUGUGUUCCUCUGCUUCAGCAACAGAGAGAGAAACAUGCCUGACCAACAGCAAACCUCUCAGCUCUCUGCUCUGUUCAGAGCUGCAACACUUCAUGACCUACACAAGACUGCAGUGGAUCUGGCCUUAGAGAGUAAGAAUGGACAUCUGGACCUUUUCCUCCGCUUCCUCCUGGGCCUCUCACUGGAGUCCAAUCAGAAUCUCUUGAGACACCUUCUGCCCCAGACAAGAAGCCAAUCACAGAGUUCAGAGCAAACAGCCCAGUUUGUCAAACAGAUGAUCAGAGAUCAGAAUAAACAGAUGAUCAGAGACCAGGAGACGUCAGACAGAAGGAGAUAUCCUGUCAGAGAUCAAGAUGAAUCACACAGAAGGAUCAACCUGUUCUACUGUCUGAAUGAGCUAAAUCACCAUGCUGUAGUGGAGGUCAUUGACAGGAGCUCAGGAGCUCUGUCUGUAGAAAUGCUCUUACCAGGACAGUGGAAGACUAGGGCAUUUAAGUUUGAGAUUUCAGCAGAGCAGCUGGAAGAGUUUGACCUGCAGAAGUACAUAAAGACACCAGAGGAAGAUCAGACCGAACUCCUCAGUCCAGAUAAUGUUCUUCAGAAGCUGGUUCCAGGGGUCACAUCAGCUUGUGUGGUGUGGAUACCCAUCCUGCAGAGCGCCAACAGCGGUCAGCUCUACGUCUACAUCCAAUCGGUGACCAGCUACUUGGCCCCGCCCGUCACAGCCAUCUUUGUGCUGGCCGUCUUCUGGACGAGAACCAACGAGGCGGGGGCGUUCUGGGGGCUGAUGGUGGGCCUGGUCGUGGGUCUGACGCGGAUGCUUCUGGAGUUUGCGUUCCCCCCGCCCCGCUGUGGCGUCCCUGACCCCGCCCCCCCCGUGCUGCGCUCCGUGCACUACCUCCACUUCGCCAUCAUCCUGUGCGGCCUCACCGCCGCCGUUGUCGUGACGAUCAGCCUACUCACCCCGCCGCCACCCCCCGAGCAGAGAUAUUAUGUGUCUAUCUGA